Messenger RNA from Podarcis raffonei (Aeolian wall lizard), 636 nucleotides. It is a transcript of the gene SOFU1, whose product is annotated as LLLL and CFNLAS motif containing 1. The transcript is spliced from 2 exons. Bases 121 to 432 code for a protein of 103 amino acids. Gene Ontology annotation, biological process: fusion of sperm to egg plasma membrane involved in single fertilization. The record is from RefSeq and is a predicted model, not a curated record. Lineage: Eukaryota; Metazoa; Chordata; Lepidosauria; Squamata; Lacertidae.
GAGCCCUGUUCAGGAGUGAGAAACCUGACACAGUGCUUCAUUAACUCAAGGGGGUCCAUGAGGAGGGGUGUCGCCUGUCCUUUCAAAUGGUAGAGGUGGAGAAAGGGUGAUCUGGUCCCAAUGGUGUCCCUGGAGGGUACCAUCGGCCUGUUGGCUGUGCUCUUCACAACCCACUUCCUGGUUUACUCUGAUGGCUUCAUCAGCCAAGCUGUCCUCCAAGCAACCAUGGACAAGAGACAGGGAGGAGGCGGGGGGAAGAUGGAAGAAACAUUUGUGGCUUCAUCAACAGGGGAAGGCAUGGAGGUGAUCGACAUGGCAGAGAGCGAGGACUCCCAACUGCUGGGGAAUGCGGCCGUGAAGGACAUGUUGCUGGACUUAGCCGUCUCUCUGAACACAGCCAGUGUCAUGCUGUUUUUUUUAUGCGUGACAUAGAGCCCGAAGUCUUAGCAAUGGUAAUGGAUGAAGACAACAUGAACAUCUACUUGUGCUUCAUGAUUGCCUUCUGAGAAGCAGCUGUGGCUUCAUCGCUCGUGUCCAGGGACUUUUGGGGCUCCACCGGAGAACAGGGGCUUUUGUACCAGCUACACACACCUCCACAUUCAUGGCCCCCCGAGAACAAUAAAACCUCUGACCAAA